Messenger RNA from Zymoseptoria tritici IPO323, 1332 nucleotides. RefSeq lists its product as uncharacterized. The record is from RefSeq and is a predicted model, not a curated record. Gene Ontology annotation, cellular component: fungal-type vacuole membrane. NCBI's taxonomy places the organism in Eukaryota, Fungi, Ascomycota, Dothideomycetes, Mycosphaerellales, Mycosphaerellaceae. Gene Ontology annotation, biological process: transmembrane transport. The coding region runs from base 1 to 1332 and encodes 443 amino acids. Gene Ontology annotation, molecular function: transmembrane transporter activity. The transcript is spliced from 3 exons.
AUGGAGAAGAACGAUUCAACAACUCUGGUGGACGAACGACAGGAUCAUGACUCCAUUCCUGGAUCCGAGAAGAGCGACACAUUUGCGAAGACGGACGAAGACAAGCAGGCAGUGGAGAUGAUCACGCCAGCCGAAGCCCACGCACCCACAACCGCCGCACCACCGAUGAAGGAUGGCGGUACUCGCGCCUGGCUACAAGUCGCAGGAUCCUUCCUCGUCUUCGGAAACCUCUGGGGCAUGUCCUUCGCCUUCGGCUCCUUCCAAUCCUUCUACGAAACCUCCUACCUCCCCACCCUCCCCGCCUCCACAAUCUCCUGGAUCGGAACCGUAACCAUCUUCCUCCUCAUCCUCAUCGGCGUCAUCUCCGGCCCCCUCUUCGACCUCGGCUACUUCCGCACAAUGCUCAUCACCGGCGCCCUCAUCGAGACCCUCUCCGUCUUCCUCGUCUCCGUCUCCUCCUCUUACUACCAACUCAUGCUAACCCAAGGCGUGCUCAUGGGCCUCGGUAACGGCCUGCUCUACCUCCCCGGCUUGGCCCUCGUUUCCCGCUCUUUCAAACGAAACCGCGCUAUCGCAAUGGGAAUUACCACCUGCGGCGCUCCGAUUGGAGGUAUUAUAUAUACUCUUGUCUUCGAACAACUCAUUUCCCGGACAUCUUUCGGCUGGACCGUCCGCGCUAUGGGAUUUAUCAUGCUGGGAACAUACCUCCUCUCCUUCCCGCUCCUCCUCUUCCGCGCUACGAAUCUGGGAGAUCUAGCGGCAGGCGGUGCUCCGAGGAAACUCUUCGACAAAACUGCCCUGCGAGACGCUCCGUUCUGGGCGUACGCUUGGUCGAACUUUUUCAUCUUUUGCGGAUACAUGGUCCCUUUUAUUUUCAUCCCGUCUUACGCCCAGCAGAAUUUGGGGACGUCGAGGAGUUUUUCCCUUUACAUAUCUAUUAUUGCUCAAGCGACCAGUAUUGUUGGUCGGCUUGUUGCUGGACUCUCCGCUGCUAAGAUUGGCGGUAUGAUUCCUUGGGUUGUCUGUGUGGUUUCCUCCGGUGCGCUAUGUUUGGGGUGGAUCGGCGCUACAUCCGUUGGAUCGUUCGUCACUUUCGCUGCGCUUUAUGGUGCUUUUAGCGGUGCGCUCAUCCCCCUGCCGCCGAGUGUAUUCCCGCAAGUCUGUCCGGAUCCAAAGGUCUUCGGCGCGAGACUUGGUAUGGCACAAGGGAUUGGAAGUGUGGCGAGUUUGAUUGGGCCGCCGAUCGCGGCUGCGUUGGCGGAGGUAUGGACCUUGGGCGCAGUUCGCAGAGGAAUGAAAUACCUUGGCACCCGGCAGUGUAUCGGCACAUGA